This is a messenger RNA of Capsicum annuum, 1143 nucleotides long. RefSeq lists its product as uncharacterized. Lineage: Eukaryota; Viridiplantae; Streptophyta; Magnoliopsida; Solanales; Solanaceae. The record is from RefSeq and is a predicted model, not a curated record. The coding region runs from base 1 to 1143 and encodes 380 amino acids. The transcript has 3 exons.
AUGGAACAUCCUUUCCUGGAGAACUCCUCAGAUGACUUCUGCAACACUGUGUUAUCGCAAUUUUGCAAAUCCAACAACGAGCACCACGUGCACAUUUGCACUGCCAUUGGUACAAUGUCACAGGAGCUCAGAGACCAGAGUUUUCCUCUAACGCCAAUUGCGUACUUCGGUGCCACUUGCUCUGCACUUCAAAGCCUUUAUACUGCGACUCCUGAAGGACCGCCAUCCCACCUUAUUGAUGCUCUUUCCACAAUUUUGUCUCUCGUUGUUCCUAGAAUAAACCAAGCCAUUUUGAGAAAGAAAUAUGAACAUUUAUCUCAUGUUAUGAUUCAACUUCUUGGAUUAAAGACCAUUGGUACCGAAGGGAUUGUUUCGUGCUUGAAGUGUGUUAAGCAUUUGCUAAUUGUCGGAGCUAAGGGGAACUGGUCUGAUGUUGCUAAACUCUAUGGUGUGUUUAUUGGUUAUAUAACGGAUGAUCGGCAAAAGGUGAGAAAGGUUGCACAUAAUUGUCUUUGCGAUGUCCUGCAAAACAUUCAAUCAUCAUCUAUGCUUGCUCCUCUAUUGGCACCUGCAAGUGAAGCCAUCACAAAGCUGUUUGAAAGUUCCCUUCUGCUUGCAGGAGGAACUACUGUAAAUGCCUCUGAAAGACCCAAUGGAGCACAAGAAGUUUUACAUGUGCUGGAUGCUCUGAAACUUUGUCUUCCAUUUAUGUCUUCAAAGUACCUGAAUAACACUUUGAAGUACUUCAAAUCUUUAUUGGAAUUGCGUCAGCCUCUUGUUAAUAGGCGCAUCACGGAUGGUUUGAAUGCUAUUUGUAUCCAGCCAACAGCAGAAGUAUCCCCAGAAGUGCUUCUGGACCUCUUGGAUUCAUUUGCUACUUCAGUUUCUGCAAAUGUGUCAUCUGCUGAUACUUUGACAUUCACAGCUCGCUUGCUUGGCAUUGGGAUGAGAAGAUCGAUGAAACAACAUAAAGAUAUGAGCAUAUUUUCUACUGUAUAUGUAUAUUAUGAGGAGGAACAGGAAGUACCUAUAGAGGAAAUAUUUGUUGUGGAGACUUUAGCUGCGGUGUUAAUGAAUUUUGAUCAAGACGGUAUUGAAGAUGAUGAGGAGACUGUAUAUGCCCUGACAGGAAUGGGGUCUUAA